Molecule: messenger RNA, 3673 nt
Organism: Zerene cesonia (dogface butterfly)
Lineage: Eukaryota; Metazoa; Arthropoda; Insecta; Lepidoptera; Pieridae
Product: myotubularin-related protein 3
Exons: 20
Coding region: 428-3673 (1081 amino acids)
Biological process (GO): regulation of autophagy; dephosphorylation
Molecular function (GO): phosphatidylinositol-3,5-bisphosphate 3-phosphatase activity; protein phosphatase binding
Source: RefSeq, a predicted model, not a curated record
AACGCGCGACUUCCAGUUGCCCCGCAGCUGCCGCGCGCGAUCGUCGCAUAUCCCAUGCGACACCGCAUUCCUCCUAAUAUAAUAUGGAUAUACCCCAAAUACGCUCUCUUAUCAACAUUCAGUUUACAUAUCUGUGGUUUUGUGAAGUCUCCGACAAAUAUAAAUGGAUUAUAUUGUAAAGUGACGCCAAAUAAGUUAACAUUUAUAAGUGAUGGAAUUUGUGCGACAGCGUAGUGAUAAAAAAACACCGUGGAUGUGAACUCUAUUGUGAUCAUAUUAUACACGCGUAGAUUAUAUUAUUUAUUACAUAUUAACCUUUUAUAUUUAUUGCAACGAUGCAUCGUUAUAGAACUCUAAGAUCGUUCGACGUGCUUCCUCUAUUGAUAGGCUAGUGUUUAGUGCGAAGUGUGACUGUUAUUGUUAGAGCAUGCUGAUCAAUACGUUUCUGGACACGGAAGAUUUCGUGCACCUGUACUAUCCAGAGGAUGAACCGCCGGCAGCGCAGGGCUGUGGCGCGGGCGCUCGAAUGGCGUCCAAAUACCCGCCACGUCCGCCUUCGCCGGAGUACAAAGAGGUGGCAACGGUGUCGAGCGAUAUGAGCGACCGCGAGCGAUACCGCGCGCCGCCGCAGCCGGAGCCGCCGCCGCACCGCGUGCGCGCAUCCGACCUGUACCCGCGCCAGCGCACGCACUACGACGAGCCCGGUCUGGACGCCGGCUUCGCGCCCAUCUGUGGAGAAUUCGUGCAGUGGGUCGGCAGAACAUCAGAUGGCGGCACCAUCGCAAUGUCCAACUACCGCCUGCACCUGCAGCCGCGGCGGCGGAACGGCGCUGGCUCCUCAGUACCCCUCCGGCUCAUAGACGCUCUGGAGAUCAGGGAUCUGCUAUGUUUGAUUGUGCUGUGCAAGCAUGGGCGGCAGCUGAAAUGUUCCUUUAACACGGGUGAGCAAUGCCUAGAAUGGUGGAGGCGGCUCGGCACAGCGCUGACACCAAUCACCUCGCUACAGGAAACGUUCGCGGCGGCGUACGCCGCGUGGGCGAAGGAACAACCGCCCUCGUCGGUGCACAGAGCGCUAAUGAGCGCUUCGCACGCACCGCAGAGGCAUUGGUUCGGUCCAGAGUUGGAAAGGCUGGGAUUCUCACCAAAAGGUCCAUGGCGAGUGACAGCGGCCAACGCGGAAUACAAACUGUGCUCAUCGUAUCCACCUCUCCUGAUAGUGCCCGCGACCAUCGGUGAUGAACAACUAGAGUCUGUUGCACGGUUCCGAGCCAUGCGGCGCAUCCCGGCGGUGGUGUGGCGGCACCGCGGCACCGGCGCCGUGAUAGCGCGCUCCUCGCAGCCCGAGGUGGGCUGGUUCGGCUGGCGCUCCAGCGACGACGAGGGGCUGCUCGCCGCCUUCGUGGCCGCCUGCAAUGCGGAUAAGCAGACGCCCAAUAAGCAACUGAAGCUGCUCAUAGUGGACGCGCGCUCGUUCGCGUCGGCGGUGACGAACCGCGCUCGCGGCGGCGGCUGCGAGUGCCAGCAGUACUACCCGCACGCCGACAUCCAGUUCAUGAGCCUGCCCAACAUACACCACGUGCGCAAGAGCUUCCACCAGCUGCGCGCGCUCGUGGCCGAGCCCAGCGACCAGGCCAACUGGCACAGCAACCUGGAGCGCACGCUGUGGCCGCAGUACCUGUCGGGCAUCGCGCGCGCGGCCAGCGGCGUGGCGCGCGCCGUGAGCGCCGGCCGCCCGGUGCUGGUGCACUGCUCGGACGGCUGGGACCGCACGCCGCAGCUCGUCGCCGCCGCGCAGCUGCUGCUCGACCCGCACUAUCGCACGCUCGAGGGUUUCCGCACGCUAAUCGAGCGGGAGUGGCUGGACUUCGGGCACAAGUUCGCGGAGCGCUGCGGGCACCAAGUGGGCGGGGAGGACCCCAACGAGCGCUCGCCGAUCUUCCUGCAGUGGCUGCAUCUGGUCUACCAGCUGAUGUUGCAGUUUCCCUGCGCUUUUGAGUUCAAUGAGGCUUAUCUGAUAAAGUUGGCGACGCACGUGCACUCGUGCAUGUUCGGCACGUUCCUGUGCAACAGCCGGCGCGAGCGCGCCGACUGCGCGGCGAGCACGCCGCACGUGUGGCACCUGCUGGCCGCGCCCGCCUACCGCAACCACCUCUACGCGCCCAACCACGACCAGGUGAUCUGGCCGGAGUGCAGCGUGCGCUCGAUGCAGAUCUGGUGGGGCGGGCUGGGGGGGGCGGAGGGCGAGGGCGACGCGGAGGGCGAAGCCCGCGCGCUCGACCCGCCGCCUGCGCCGCUCGCUGCACCCACGCUUCCGCACAAUGGUUUUAUGACAAAGACGCGAUCCUGUGAUAACUUAUUGAGUGAAGGCGAGAAGCGAACGACGCAGAGGCGGUGUAGUGAUCCUAGCAUAGCGCCCGAUGUUAUCAAAUUAUCUCUAGUGGUGAACGGGAGGAGCAUCGAAGGAGAGAAGGAGAAAGAGAGAUCGGAGUGUGGUGUCGCACUCACGGACAGUUGUGUGGAUGCGUUGCCGCAGACUUCCCUCACGCAAGCAGACAGCGAGGAUCAGACGGUCAGCCUCCAUCCGGACUACUUCGACAGCCAACCGCGCGACAUCACCAGCAACUCGUCGUCCCUCGAGCGGGAGCUCGCUUCCGUAGCUGAGGACAAACAGAUGGACGUCACCCGGCUGGUGAACGGUGACGUGUGCGCUGACGUCACAGGCAGCGGCACGCCUGUGGACGAGCGGCACGUGUUCGACUGCGACCUGUACACGGACGUCAUCGAGAUGGCCGAUACAUCAAGAGAAGUUGGCAGAACGAGAAACAUCAGCAUAACGUGGCGAUCCAUAUCAGAAUCUAGUAAUCAAUCAUCAACCGGCUUCGAUAUUCCAGAGAAUUCACCGCAAAGCCGUUUAGACCCCAGCCCACCGAGAUUAGACCAAAUCAUAGACAACAGAAGCUCGUCGGAUAGAGACACGCCCACCAUAGACAACCGCAACUCGUCCGAUCGGGAAAUGCCGAUCAUAGACAAUUGCAACUCCACAGAGGGGGACAUAGUCAAUCACAACGUAGUCAAUGGUUCGACGAAUCACAAUCGGGAAAACGGCGUCAGCAACGGCGCUGUUAACGGGGUUGUGGAUGUUACAGCGAAGUUUCUAGAAGUUGAGCUAAAUGGUGGUGGUGUAUCAUCGAGCGGUGCGAGUUCAGAAAGCGACGGCGAAACGAGAGAGAUUCGAACCGUGGACCCGUCUAGGGGCAGCAGAGUGCCCAGCCAACUCACCCUCUGUCCAGCCUCACCUCGACGGCCGGCCUGCUGCCACUGUAGUUCAGGUCGCAGCUGGGGCGGCGCGUGCUGGUGCGGCGCGUGCGGCGCGGCGGGCGAGGGGGCGGGGGGCGCGGCGGGGGCGGCGCGCUGCGUGUGCGGCGCGGGGGCGGCGCGCGCGCACCACUCGCUCGACGGCCUGCCGCCCGCCGACAACCCGCUGCAGGCGAGGCUGCACCAGAUCAUACUCUAUCAGAAGAAAGUGGUGGAGGAGCUGAGCGGGCAGCUGCGCGAGGCGCGCGAGGCGCUGCGCCGCGCCUCCCCGCCCGCGCCGCCCGCGCCGCGCCGCGCGCACGCCGCGCACGCCGCGCGCCCCGCGCCGCCCGACGCGCACACCAUGGCGCUGUGUUAA